This is a messenger RNA of Cicer arietinum (chickpea), 1319 nucleotides long. Its product is annotated as 1-aminocyclopropane-1-carboxylate oxidase homolog 1-like. The record is from RefSeq and is a predicted model, not a curated record. NCBI's taxonomy places the organism in Eukaryota, Viridiplantae, Streptophyta, Magnoliopsida, Fabales, Fabaceae.
GAUCUUAUGAGUGGAAAAACAAAUUCAUCUUCCUUGCUUUCAAAUUUUAUAUACCCUUCUUGAAUUGUGUUUCUUGAUAUGGAGGUCAAAUCCAAUGAAAACAUUGAUUCCUCAUAUGAUAAAAUAGCUGAAAUGAAAGCUUUUGAUGAAACAAAAGCUGGUGUAAUGGGUCUUGUACAACGUGGGGUGACAAAGAUUCCACGCAUGUUCUAUUCUGGAGAAUUCACUGAAAACUCUGAUGGUAACACAAAAUUAAGUGUUCCUGUCAUUGACCUCAAAAACAUAAACAACGAUCCUACUCAUCGUGUGGAAAUUCUUAGCCAAAUUCGAACUGCUUGUAAGGAGUGGGGAUUUUUCCAAGUGAUUAAUCAUGGAAUUCCUGUUUCUGUCUUGGAUGGAAUGAUUGAUGGAUCUCUUAAGUUUCAUGAACAAGAUGCAGAUUUGAAGAAACCGUAUUACUCGCGUGAUUUAGAGAAAAAAGUUACAUAUUUCUCUAAUGUGUCACUUUUUAGUGGAAAUCCAGCUAAUUGGAGAGAUACAAUUGGUUUUACUGUUGCUUCUGAAUCAUUUAAAUCACAUGAAGUACCAGAAAUAUGCAGGGAUAUCGUGGUUGAAUUUUCACAAAAAAUAAAGGAAUUGAGUUUCUUUAUCUUUGAGUUGUUGUCUGAGGCACUAGGACUUAAUCCUUCAUACCUCAGUGAUUUGAAUUGUGGUGAAAGAUUAUUUAUAAUGGGUCAUUGUUAUCCACCAUGCCCUGAACCUGAAUUAACUCUGGGAGCUACCAAACACACUGAUGGUAAUUUUAUGACAUUGCUUAUACAAGAUCAACUUGGUGGCCUUCAAGUUCUUCAUGAGGGUAAAUGGGUAAAUGUUCCUGCUGUACAUGGAGCUCUUGUUGUAAACAUAGGUGAUCUUUUACAGCUUAUCUCAAAUGACAAGUAUGUAAGUGUUUAUCACAGAGUCAUAUCACAGAAGAUAGGUCCAAGAAUUUCUAUAGCAUGUUCCUUUAUGAAUACUCAUGACCCAAUUGAAGGUAACUCAAGGGUGUAUGGUCCUAUUAAGGAACUCACUUCUGAAGAAAAUCCACCAAUCUACAAAGACAUUACAAUAAAAGAUUUCUAUGCUCAUUGUUAUAAAAAAGGACUUGAUGGACACUCUUCCUUGGAGCCUUUUAAGUUGUGAAUUCAACAUGUUCAUGUUCUUUUGAAUCUCAUCGAGCUACCAUACUCUAUCUAAAUAAAAAUUUGUGUAUUUUCACAAUGUAAUAAGUUUCUAAAACUGAAAUAAAUGAGUAUGUAUGUGUUGUGUAACACCCCUGA